UUCAGCUACCCAAAAUACGUUCUUGACAUGAACUCGAGUUAUUGGGAUCAACUGGUUCUUGACAUGAUAUCAGAACCUUCUGUGACCGAGAGGUCUUGUAUUCGAUUCCCAGUGACCCCCAUUUGUUAAGCACAUGGUAUUCUUGUCUUCAGACCUGUGCAAACUUCAAGCCCUUGUAAGUGGCUUUCGUUUGAGGGGGCGUGUUAGUGUUGUGGUAUAUGAUCCACGAUUGAACCUCUCCCAACAACUCGAGUUAUUGGGAUCAACUGGUUCUUGACUACCUCCUUGUUUCAUCUAAUAUUACAGUAACGAUUCGGAGAUGCGGUAAUCUUCUUAUUUGAAGAUGGGAACGCCUCAUUUUAUUAGAGAUUGAUGCAUGCUAUUCUUCCGGUUUCUUACAAGCGUUUGUUGGUCAUCUUCUCGAUGAGAGUUCUGUUUCGACUUUAUUUUUGACUCGUUGUUUCAUCGACAGCUUCAGGGAUCUUGUUAUCUGGUCGACGACGCCUGGAUUUGUUUUCAAUGGAUAAAUUGUUGGACUAUGUGGAUGGUUGAGAAAUGUGUAGUUUUUUUGUUACGAUCGACAACGGUGAUUGUGAGAGUUUGGAGUUCCGGAUUUGAUCAAAGUUUAGUAGUAGGUUGAGAACUUGGCGGGAAAUGGGUGAUUGGUUGGUCCCUUGAGGAAACGCUGCCGUUUUAACAUUCUGAGGACUGAGGCAAGCCGGCUUCAUGGUGACGGGAAAAUUGGAAAAGCCCGCAAAAAUCCAUUUCUUCCCCAAAUCUGGAACUUCCGUUGAUUGAUUCUGUUCCUGCAUAAACCCUAAAGUCGCCAACUUUACUCCUUUUCCCGGGUCUUCAGUUCACCUUCGGGCAUCAAUGGCGACUCGUUACGGAGCUCUUUCAAAAUCAACGGCGUCACUCUUCAAACACGCGGUCAACAAUCCCGCCGGCGUCAAACCCACGCCCACCUCGGCCGCUUCUCUUUUCCCACCUCGCCCUUCUUCCACAUUCUCAAGGCCGAUUGCUCAGCUGGGUGCUCUUCAAUCGCUUCUCCCGCUUCACUCCGCCGUGUCUUCAGCUCGUCUCACGUCGUGCCUCGGCAUCGAUUCCACCAGCUCGCGGUCGCUGUCUCAGGAACUGGGAUUGAGCGUGCCUCGAUAACGAACCAAGUCAGACGAAGAACGCGUCUAUUUCUGAACUCACAUUCUGCCGCGCAAGAGUUUUGUCUUCGUCUCACAAGAAUAACAAUCAAAAUCUUGGACAUGACUCUGCUGCUGUACUUUCGUGGAUUGUUGUCACAACCCUUGUUUUGAAUUCAAAUUUUUUGGAUAGGAAUAGCAUCAUACCAUUAUUACUACAUCACUGGUAGAGAAAUGAAGCUGUCUGCUGCUCUCUUUCAUCUGUAUCUGCCAUUGAUUGUUUAUGGGCAGUUCUUGGCCUGACACUAGCCAAAAACGACUGGGUGGUUGGUUUCAUUUCUUCUCAUUAUCUAUCAGGAGGCAACAGUGCAUGGCCAUAUUGUCAACAUUGCUUUGUGUUUCUGUCAUUGAACAAGGAACAGAUAAGGAAUGGGGGCAGGGAAGCUGUUGGGUGAUAUACUAAAGGUGAGAUAAGUGGAAAAUAUCCUACUACAACCAUAAUAUCAACUCUGUUUCCCUGAGCUUUUUUCUGGUAUCUUCUCCAGUCUACUGCAAGUUUCCAUGAUCAACCCUGCAGUUUACAUCAGCUACCCAAAACACCCAUGUAAUUCCUUAACUUGCUACUUUGUCCUUCAAUGGUGGCCAUGUCUAGGCAAUUCUUGUGUUUGAAAGUACUGGUAAUUGCAGGUAAGUCGAGUGAUGGUCCUGAGGAGAAAGGAAAGGAGGGGACAAGCACUUUUGGUUGACACAUGGAAGUGCAUUCCUCCCCCAUGCAUCUGUGCUUUGGGAAGCUCUCAUGCAUGCAAUGCAAUUAUGUUUAUAGUUUACUGAUAUAUGUGCUUUUAGAUGUUUUGCCCUUUUUCUCGGAUUGGGAAAAGGUGGCAAAAUCUUGACGUGAAAUUGCUUUUGUUUGUCUGGAGAAGUCGGGCCGAGAGUGGAAUUGCUUUUCUCAUCUAUCCUUUUCUCAUGACAGCUCCUUUUCAAGCUACCUCAGUUAGUUAUAAAAAAAAAAAAACAAUUUCCUGUCCUUUUUCCCCCUUCUAAUUCUAGAAAUAAAUCCUUUUACAAAUUACAAACCCCUCAAGUGGGCAUCAACACAUGAAGGCUGCUCCUAUAAUCUGUGAUUACUUAUUAACAUAACCCUCUCGAUCAAAGAUUUUGAUAUCAUAUCUAUCGAAUGAUUAACCAGUUCAUCCCAAUGUGUUUCGUAAGUUGGUGGAGAGAUGCUCAAAUGUAGUUGUAUUGUAUCGUACAUAUAUGAGUCGAGCUGAGCCACCAAUAUCUCGAACAUGUUUGGUACGGACGUACAUCAACAAACUCUAGCAAGGACGCGAGAUCAUGAACUUCCACCACAACAGCUCAAUCCAAAGUCUAGUCUGGCGGUGCGGAUCGACGCGGCGGCAGAGCUCGGCAAUGAGGCGAGGAUGGAGGAGACAGAGGAGGAGCGGGUCUGGUCUGGUGAAUCAAGCCGAUAUGACCUGACAUGACAUGGUAUCAGAGUUGAUUUGUCAUUGAGGUCUUGUGUUCAAGUCCUCACGCCCCCCCCCCCCCCCCCAAUAUUAACCGCUGUCUUUCAAGCACAUGGUAUGGCGGGCCUGUGCAAACUUCAAGCCCAUGACUCGACUUUCGUUUGGGGGGGGGGGGGGGGGGGAGCGUGUAAGGAAGUGGUUAAGUACCAUAAAUGGGGGCCUGUAUAAGAUCUAGCAUAACCUUCUCCCAACAACUCGAGUUAUCGGGACCAACUGGUUUACGACACGACCGUAAGAUUGAUGAAUAAUUUAUCGCGAACUCACCUCAGAAAAAUCAAUCUCGUUAUAAACAGAGGCGUCUCUCUCGCUAACAUGUUCAAAUAUGUCCAAUAGCUAGCUAAUCCCCUCGAAGACUUACUAGCUAGCUCGAUAAUUAAACAUUCCGCAACAACUCUGAAUCAUGUGUUCGAAUCCAAAAACAACCCCACACCCAUCAUCAAAUCAUCAACCUCUUUUUGGGUUGAGUAACUUUUUAACUUGGGAUCAAAGUUUGGGGAAUUUUGGGUGCUUGUGCAACCACCUUCCUUCCUCAAUGGAUGGAAUAAGAAUCAAUCCUCUCU
Messenger RNA from Linum trigynum, 3225 nucleotides. NCBI's taxonomy places the organism in Eukaryota, Viridiplantae, Streptophyta, Magnoliopsida, Malpighiales, Linaceae. The record is from the annotation of a GenBank genome assembly.